CCCGAUUACGCUGACGUGUCGCGUGCGCUGCUCUUCCGGUACUAUUUAACUUUACGAUGAAUCUACACCCCCACGAUAUAACCAGAGAUGCCCAGUGGGGAAGAAGAGCGAGGCCGCCGGACGAUGGGAGAGGAAGCCUUGACAUCGGUGGCGCCGCCGUCAUCCUCCUCAUCCCCCCUCCGCCUCCUCGGCAUCCUCAAGCAGCCCGACUCCGAAACGGUACUCCACCUCGAGCUCGACGAGAGCGACGUGGUCUGGUCCACCGCCUACGAUGAGCGUGAUUCCUUCGACGGCUUAUCCUCCAUCUCGUCGAAUCUCGUCCGAAGCCCUCUCCCGGAUUCUUCCUGCUCGCCUUCCAGCCGACUCCAUCCCUUCGGUCCGGAAAGGAACGGCCUUUCAGCCGCGCUGGCGCAGGACGGGCUCCCUCUGGUGCUUCAGCGGCGCCUGACGUCGAGGUCCACGCGGACGGUAGCGGUAGCGGUGCCGGCGGGGAAGGCGCAGGAUUCUUCGGUGGUUGGGAUGGUGGGCCGCCAUCAAUCGGCGCCGGUGAACAUCCCGGCGUGGCCGAGUUGGAGGAAGGGGCGGAAAGCUGAUGUCUUGGAUGGAUGGGAGGAAGAGGAUGGCUGGGCGGACGAGAAGGCCGACAAGGAGGAGCCAGAGGAGGAGGGGAUGCUGCCGCCGCACGUUAUCGUGGCGAGAUCGAACGAGAUCACGUUCUCGGUGUUCGAGGGCGUGGGAAGGACCCUCAAGGGAAGGGAUCUCCGACGAGUGAGGAACGCCGUGCUGCAGAAGACCGGCUUCCUCGACGCGUAGGAGGCCAAAAGCCAUCGCCUUUCCUCCCCUGUUUCAUCGUCUUUUAUUUGGUUAUGCGUGGACGUUCUUCCAGUAAACAUAACGCUCGAGCAUCUGUAUGACUGUUCUAACCUUAAGUGCAACAAUGGUUUAUGGAUCCCAAGAA
Musa acuminata AAA Group (dessert banana) is the source of this 958-nucleotide messenger RNA. Its product is annotated as protein S40-7-like. The transcript has a single exon. The record is from RefSeq and is a predicted model, not a curated record. The coding region runs from base 88 to 813 and encodes 241 amino acids. NCBI's taxonomy places the organism in Eukaryota, Viridiplantae, Streptophyta, Magnoliopsida, Zingiberales, Musaceae.